This is a messenger RNA of Lasiodiplodia theobromae, 1383 nucleotides long. Its product is annotated as Hydroxymethylglutaryl-synthase. The transcript is spliced from 4 exons. NCBI's taxonomy places the organism in Eukaryota, Fungi, Ascomycota, Dothideomycetes, Botryosphaeriales, Botryosphaeriaceae. Gene Ontology annotation, molecular function: hydroxymethylglutaryl-CoA synthase activity. Bases 1 to 1383 code for a protein of 460 amino acids. The record is from RefSeq and is a predicted model, not a curated record. Gene Ontology annotation, biological process: acetyl-CoA metabolic process; ergosterol biosynthetic process.
AUGGCUCCCCAAAACAUUGGCAUCAAGGCCGUCGAGCUCUACUUCCCCGCCCAGUGCGUCGACCAGGCAGAGCUCGAGAAGUUCGAUGGCGUCGGCCAGGGGAAGUACACUAUCGGCCUGGGCCAGACUAAGAUGAGCUUCUGCGACGACCGGGAAGACAUCUACUCGCUGGCCCUCACCACCGUUUCCUCGCUGCUCAAGAAGUACAAUGUCGACCCCAAGAACAUCGGUCGCUUGGAGGUCGGCACCGAGACGCUUCUCGACAAGUCCAAGUCGGUCAAGUCGGUGCUGAUGCAGCUUUUCGCUGAGUCGGGCAACACCAACAUUGAGGGCGUCGACACCGUUAACGCCUGCUACGGCGGCACCAACGCCGUCUUCAACUCCAUCAACUGGGUCGAGUCCUCGGCCUGGGAUGGCCGCGACGCCAUCGUCGUUGCUGGCGACAUUGCCCUCUACAAGAAGGGCAACGCCCGCCCGACCGGCGGCGCUGGCUGCGUUGCCAUGCUCAUUGGCCCUGACGCGCCCGUGGUCUUCGAGCCCGGUCUCCGCGGCACUUACAUGACCCACGUCUACGACUUCUACAAGCCUGACCUGACCAGCGAGUACCCCUACGUCGACGGCCACUUCUCCAUCCGCUGCUACACCGAGGCCGUUGAUGCCUGCUACAAGGCCUACAACGCUCGCGAGGAGAAGCUCGCUGCCCAGGCGAACGGCCACUCGAACGGCACCAACGGCGCCGCCUCCGCCCAGGAAGUCCCGCUCGACCGCUUCGACUACAUGUCCUUCCACGCCCCCACGUGCAAGCUCGUCAGCAAGUCGUACGCCCGCCUGCUGUACAACGACUACCUCAAGGACCCCAAGAACCCCAUCUUCGCCGAGGUUCCUGAGGAGCUCCUGAACCUCGACUACACGACCUCCAUCACUGACAAGACCGUCGAGAAGACUUUCAUGGCUCUGACCAAGAAGCGCUUCGCGAGCCGUGUCCAGCCCAGCAUCCAGGUUCCCACCAUGUGCGGUAACAUGUACAGCGGCAGUGUCUGGGGCGGUCUCGUCAGCUUGCUCAGCAAUGUUUCCUCGGACGAACUCCAGGGCAAGCGCAUCGGUAUCUUCAGCUACGGCAGUGGUCUCGCUGCCUCGCUGCUUUCGGUCAAGAUCAAGGGCAGCGUCAAGGAGAUCGCUGAGAAGGUUGACCUGCAGAAGCGCCUGGAUGCGCGUGAGGUCGUUCCCCCGCAGGUCUACGAUGAUAUGUGCCUUCUCCGUGAGGAAGCCCACCUGCAGAAGAACUUCAAGCCCAAGGGCUCCACCGACAGGAUCGUCCCCGGCACCUACUACCUCGAGGAGGUCGACGACAUGUUCCGCAGGAAGUACGCCAUCAAGGCCUAA